GUUUAUAUAUAUUAAAAAAGUUAAGUUAUAUCUCAUUUUUACAACCAAAAAAACAAUAAUUGCAACUUCAUGUCAUUCCUCAAAGAAUUGGAUCACUUGAAGAUUCCUUUGAAAGAUAUAAAAAAAGCUACCAAUAACUUCGCUUAUGAUAAUGCGAUCGGACCUGGUGGCUAUGGAACGGUGUAUAAAGGAGAGCUUUUAUUUUCAGGGCAACUUUUCACAGUAGCAGCAAAACGGGUUGAUCGAGAAUAUAGUUAUGCAGCAAACCAGUUCUUAAAUGAGAUGAGAGUGCUUUCUAAUUAUAAACAUGUAAAUAUUGUUCCUCUUAUUGGCUUCUGUGAUGAACAUAAGGAGAAAGUAGUUGUUCAAGAGUUUAUGACAAAUGGAAGCCUCGAUAACUGUUUGAGUAGCGCGAAGCUUACAUGGUUGAAGCGUCUUGAAAUUUGCCUUGGUGCUGCUCGUGGCUUGAAUUAUCUUCAUAAUGGCCUUGAAGGCCAUACUGUCCUUCACCGUGAUGUGAGGAGCAGGACCAUUUUAUUAGACAAAAACUGGCAGGCAAGGAUAGGUGGUUUUGGGCUAUCCAAUAUGCAUUCGAAGAUGAGUCAAAGGUAUCCAAAAGUUUAUGUCGACGGUGGCAUUGGUGCACCAGGCUAUGCUGAUCCAUCAUACUUACGAACUGGAAUUGUAACAGGAGAGUCGGAUGUUUACUCUUUUGGGGUGGUGUUAUUUGAAGUCCUAUGUGGAACACUAGCAUAUGAAGAUAAUAUACUUCUUGGUAAAUUAGUUCGUGUCCAUUAUGAAGAUGGGAAGUUAAACGACAUCAUAGAUCCCAUUCUAAGAGAACAAAUGAACGAAGAUUCCUUGGUGGCCUUUUCAGCUAUUGCAUAUCAAUGCCUGAAAAAUAAUCCUUCCAAACGGCCAACAAUGAUUGAAAUUGUGGAUAAACUGGAGCAAGUUUUGGGACUUCAACUUGAAUUUGAGAAGGCAUUGGCACUUCAACAAGUUGCACUUGAUUUGAAAAGAAAGGAAGAUAAUGAAGAUAACUCCUACAAGGUGAAAAACCUGGAACACAUGAAAAUCCCUCUAAAACAGAUUAAGUUAGCAACUAAUGAUUUUCAUGAUGAUUUUAAAAUUGGACUUGGUGGAUAUGGGAAAGUUUAUAAAGCAGAGCUUUUCCACUUUGAUGUACAAAAAUAUGUCAGAGAUAACAUGUUUCAGAGAGUUUCUACGGACAAACUUUUGGGUUACCCAAGAAGAAGAAGCAAGGUUGCUGUUAAGCGGUUGGAUCGUAGAUAUGGACAAGGAACUGCAGAGUUUUUGCAGGAAAUUUCAGUGCUUCCUAAUUUUAGGCACCAAAACCUUAUCACACUUGUUGGAUACUGUGAUGAAGAACGUGAGCGUAUUCUUGUAUAUGAGUAUGCCUCAAAUGGAAGCCUUGAUAAAUACAUUUCAAGCCCUGAUAGCAAGAACAACCACUCAUGGGCGCUACGUUUACAAAUCUGCCUUGAUGCAGCCCGUGGGCUUGAAUUUCUCCAUAACGGCGUCGGAGAGCAUUAUAGGAUAAUACAUCGCGAUGUUAAGAGCUCAAACAUUCUUUUAUGUGAAAAUUGGGAAGGCAAGAUUAGUGACUUUGGGUUGUCCAGAAUUGGCCCUGCAAAUCUGCAAGCCACUUUUGUCAUGACUCAAGUUGCAGGCACACUAGAAUAUGUUGAUCCACAAUAUCACAAGACGGGUAUAUUGACUAAGGGGUCUGAUGUGUAUUCAUUUGGAGUAGUUUUAGUUGAAGUAUUGAGUGGAAGGUUGGCGUAUUUUCCAAAGUCCAAAGACGACCAAGAAUUUUUGCCUCACAUGGCCAAACGCUGCUUAGAGCAGAAUAAGGUCAAGGAGAUUAUCGAUCCAAAACUAAAGAAAGAAUUUGAAAUAGGUUCUUCCGCUAUCAGUGAUGAAACUUUUCCAGAUUCUGCAACUAUAUUUGUAGAAAUUGCAUAUAAAUGCUUGCAAGAAAACCGAGAUGACCGCCCAUCAAUGCCUCAAGUGGUUAAAGAGCUAGAAAAAGCAUUGAACUCUCAAGUAAAAGGGGUGGAAGCUCUAAGAACUUCACUUGACACAAUUAGAUUUGCCACAAAUGACUUUACUGACGUAUUGGAGAACGAAGGAUAUGGCAAGGUGUACAACGGAGAACUUUCUCAUUCCAAGGGACACACUGCUGUUAUUGUCAAGCGGCUUGACCGUUUAGUGGGUUCAUACGAGACCAAUUUCUAUAAAGAGAUUGCAUUGCUUUAUAGUUAUGGCCACAAGAAUAUCAUACCUGUUUUAGGGUUUUGUGAAGAGGCAGGUGAGCGGAUUAUUGUUUUCGAGAAUAUGGUUAAUGGAAGUCUGAAAGAUCAUUUACAAAACAGUAGCCUAACAUGGCAAAAACGGGUAAAGAUAUGUGUUGAUGCUGCACGUGGACUAGCUUAUAUUCAUAGUUUUGUUAAUACACAACAUUCGGUUCAUGGUGACGUAAAAAGCAGUAGUAUUCUACUAAAUCUUGAAUGGGAAGCUGUUAUAUCGAACUUCAUCAUAUCUAAAGGUCUAGGCACAUUAGGAUAUUAUGAUCCAGUCUAUGAGAUCACAGGUAUCCUUACUCAGAAAUCAGAUGUCUACUCCUUUGGUGUGGUCUUAUUUGAAGUCUUAUCCGGACGAUUAGCAGUUGAAAGGUUAAAACAAGAUCAGCAACAGCCCCUCCAUGGGGUGGAUGAGGGUCAACUGAUUUUUCUUUCACAGUUGGUUUCACAAUGCUUGAAAAGCAGAAGACUAGAAGACAUUAUCUUCCAUGAUAUCAAAGGACAAAUUGGCACUGAAUCCUUGAAUACCUUUUCAACGAUUGCCUAUCAAUGUUUGCAAGAACUUCCAGAGAACCGCCCAACAAUGGAUGAGGUUGUUAAAGAACUUGAGAAAGCUUUCGAAAGUCAAGACGAGUGGGAAUGGGAGCAAAAGCUGCCUUUAGAUUAUAAAAAGAUAGUCCUUAUGUCCAAAUAUCCUAUUUCCCACACUAGUAGCAGGAAGGAUCUCUAUUCCCUUCUUUCUUCGGGAAUCCUCCUUCACAAAGAAAAUCUGUGGUUUUCAGUUAGCAUGGAUGGGAAAAAAAAUGAAAUGGUGUCAGCAACAAGGUUUUCUUACAAAAAUGUGAAGUGGAGAUCGAUAAGUAAUUCAAGGUUUUCAAAGGUUGCAAGGAUAUCAGAUAUCUCAAAUCUCAAUAUCCGAAUUUAUACAAAACCUCAAUUUUUAACUGAGGAGAUCAUGUAUGGAGCUUACCUGGUGUUCAAGUUUUGUGAUCCAAGAAAAUUUUCUAGCCAGCCAGUAUAUGUGAACUUAAAAUACAAGAAGGCAGGUGAAUCUUUAAAUGCAUACUUUGCACGAUGGAGAGCUGGAAGUAAGUGGUUGAGAGUUGAACUGUUUCGAUUUUGGAAUAGUAAGGAAACUAUUGAUUUUGAUGUUCUGCUGGAGAGCUUUUCUCAUUAUUAUUGUGGCAAUGGAGGGAUGUUUGUUGAAGGCAUAGAGUUUAACGCCAUUCAUAGCUUAGAAUCACAAGAGAACAACAAUGUAAGUGAUGAAAAGACCGUACGAGGAGUCUUGAAACCUGAAUCGGACUUAGAAUGGGCGGAACAAAUGACCAUCGACUGUUACAAAAUAAUCAACAGGUCUGAAGCACACAAUAUCCGAAACAUCUCUAGAGAGGAGCUCUAUUUGCUGCUUUACAAAGGAAUCCUUAUUGACAAGGGUGAAAAGAUGUUUUUUGUAAGCAAAGUGAAUAAGAAGAAAUGUCAUAUGUUAUCAGCAAGAGUGGUUAUAAACGACCAUCCAAAUAUAAUGUCCUACAACAUAAAAACUCAAGAGCAAUCAAGGUACACAUUUGCAGAAUACAUUGAGAUCCUCCGUCACCAUGAAAUUCGUAUCAAAUGUGACAUUGAAACACAACUGCUGUCAUCAGAUACAAACUACGCUUGUUUCCUUGUGUUCAAACUGUCAGAAAGAUGUUGUGGGCUAAAGUGUCCAGUGAAGGCACGCGAUCUACUACCUUAUAAAAAGGAAAGAACCAAAAUUAUUUCUUUCACGUCUCCAACCACAGUGAAUUUGGACAAUAUUAAAUGGGUUCCAAAACAAAGAGAAGAUGGGUGGAUGGAGGUUAUAGUGUGGGAAAUCGUAUCUCAGGAUAUGCGUAAGGGUAGGCAUAUUCCUAUGGAUUUGAAACUGAUAUGUUUUGAGGGAACUAUGUUUGGUCUUGUUGUAUAUGGCAUCGAGUUUCGUCCAAUAUUGGAGAAUUGAUGUAACAAUAUACGUUUUGUUAGUUUAGUGACAAAUAUUGAUCCAGAUACUUGUCUAAAGUGAUAACUGGUCAAGCAAGGAGCUUGACUAGCCGCAGCCCACAUGAAUAUGAAGUGUUAGCUUAUACUAGGCCUUGAUUGUUAGGGUAAUUUGUUCGAAAUCACAGUUUGGUUGUUGACUCGAAAUGACAGUUCAAAUUGUUAUGGUUUGUUU
Molecule: messenger RNA, 4521 nt
Organism: Erigeron canadensis
Lineage: Eukaryota; Viridiplantae; Streptophyta; Magnoliopsida; Asterales; Asteraceae
Exons: 10
Coding region: 70-4308 (1412 amino acids)
Biological process (GO): protein autophosphorylation
Cellular component (GO): plasmodesma; plasma membrane
Molecular function (GO): transmembrane receptor protein tyrosine kinase activity; ATP binding
Source: RefSeq, a predicted model, not a curated record